Molecule: messenger RNA, 804 nt
Organism: Trichoplax adhaerens
Lineage: Eukaryota; Metazoa; Placozoa; Uniplacotomia; Trichoplacea; Trichoplacidae
Exons: 5
Coding region: 1-804 (267 amino acids)
Source: RefSeq, a predicted model, not a curated record
AUGGCAGCUGUAAUCCGACCGCAAUACAAUCAACAACCAGUACCAUGUACAGUAGUACAACAACCUCAAAUAACAUACGAAACUCAGAGAGUUAGUACAUCUUGCUGUAUACCGCGUGAGAAGGCAUUGUCAGAGGAACUUCGACCAGCACAACUGGGGCUUGGUGUUACAUUACUUGUGACUGGUCUUGUGAGUUUAAUACUCGAAAUUGUUGGAUUUUUUACCACCUAUACUGUCCAUACUUAUAGUGGCAAUGGCUAUAAUUAUACAUAUUUAAUCUACAAUCCAACUACCUUUUUCGCUUGCGGUAUUUGGGCUGGAUUGUUUUAUCUGUUGGCAGGUAUCUUUGCCAUUGCAAAUCACAAGAAACAAAAAGCAGCCAGCAUUCAUCUGAUGAAUAGUUUGUAUGCAUUCUCCAUUUUGGGUUUCGUAUCCUCCAUUGGUCACGUUGGCAUCAGUUUUGGUUAUUUGAUUGGUCGUAGUACUCUUCCUUCUAUCUGGUUCAACAUUGUAUCUUUGGCCUUAGCAGUAACUGGCUCUGCUACCACUUUAACUUUCCUUGUAAUACUCAGUAGAGAACUCUAUUGCAAAUCUUAUCCUGGGGGUGCUCAUUCUGCACACUAUCAAUCGGCAACUCACGUUAUAACAAUGCAACAAUAUCCAAAUCAGCAAGUGCCUAUACAAUACCAACCCGCUCAGGCAACAUAUACGCAAGCUAUUCAACCUGGGCCGUACACAGCAGUCCCGAAUCAGAUUUCCACCAAUCAGUCAGAACCUACAAAAACUAUGGGUGGUAAUCCCUAA